This is a messenger RNA of Trypanosoma conorhini, 888 nucleotides long. RefSeq lists its product as uncharacterized. NCBI's taxonomy places the organism in Eukaryota, Euglenozoa, Kinetoplastea, Trypanosomatida, Trypanosomatidae. Bases 1 to 888 code for a protein of 295 amino acids. The transcript has a single exon. The record is from RefSeq and is a predicted model, not a curated record.
AUGAAGCAUCCUUCUGUCGAACCGAAGUUUGCAGUCGAUGUGGCGCUACCUUCUGUUGAUACAAUGGUUUGCUUGAAUGUGAAUGUCACGCCUCCCCAUUGGGUAGACCAAACUCCCCUAAAAGAAGUGCACGAGACAAAUGAAGCUCGGAAUACGGAGUGCCAGUUGGUUGAUGGAAUGGAAGAGGAUUCAGCCACCGGCAAAUCAGAAAACGUUUGUAAUGAUCUCUCUCUUGGGCCUAAAAACGAAGAAAACACGAGUGCUGCAUUGGCCACUGGGCCUCUAGCCUUUCCUGGUGAGCAUGGUGACAAAGGCGUUUGCGCGUCGACGGACGACAAAAGCCUACAACGGAUCCGUUCCUGGCUUUUGAAACCCCUGGUGGCCCAGAGUGGACCACGUGAUAAAUCGGAGGAAAGUUGUAAAGAAACACUACAGCGUCUUGUUGAGGAUAAAAUAUACUUCUAUGGCUUCUACGAACGUAUAGAACGCGCGAAGCCAGUUGGUGCAAAACGGCCAGUUCGUCGAAAACGUGGACAUUUAGGGGAAGAGGCACACGGGCCAAAAAAACAUCGUAGUUCAGAGGCUUCUGUGGAAAACUGUGGUUCAGAGGAAAUCUUCUUUUCCUUUCCUAGCUGGAAACAUGAUAUUGGAAGACCAAUUAUUGAGGUGGAGAAACUAUUCUCACAGUCUUUGCAUUCAGCUCCUUUAUUGGCACCUGGCGAAAAACAGACCUUUUCGCGGUAUGCGUUGAGCAGUGGAAAACUGAGGAAGGAAUGCGCUGAUCCAUAUCAGUUUUUUACAGCAAGAAUACAUGAGCGUCGGCAGAGUUUAGAAGAGUGUCUUUCUGCUGGGGAAAAGAAUGAUGAUGUUAAAAAAGAGAAUGUGUGA